Molecule: messenger RNA, 3492 nt
Organism: Zymoseptoria tritici IPO323
Lineage: Eukaryota; Fungi; Ascomycota; Dothideomycetes; Mycosphaerellales; Mycosphaerellaceae
Product: GTPase-activating protein-like protein of the rho/rac family
Exons: 4
Coding region: 1-3492 (1163 amino acids)
Biological process (GO): actin cytoskeleton organization; signal transduction
Cellular component (GO): cytoplasm
Source: RefSeq, a predicted model, not a curated record
AUGGCCGAGCCGCCAGAGCGCCAGCACGCGAACGGUCACCACCCUCAAUCGCAGUCCUACUCCAACAGCAAUGGCCAGACAAACCUCUCCCUGCGACCGCGCGAUCCCCACAGCGAUGCUCUUCGGCGGCGCGUAUCGCAAGAGCGCGAUCCCACGCGACCGUCAGUAGAGGGCGUGCGUGAUCCAGGGAGCAAGGACAGGUCCAAGUCCAGCUCAAGGCGACCGAGUGGACAGCAGAGGAUAUGCGGGAAAUGCCAGCAGCAUUUGACGGGGCAAUUUGUUCGCGCACUGGGAGAUACAUAUCAUCUGGAGUGCUUCACAUGUCAUGACUGUGGCAAGGUCGUAGCCUCUAAAUUCUUCCCAGUACCAGACCACCCGCCGAAUCAAUACCCUCUCUGCGAGACAGAUUACUUCAGGCGCCUUGAACUCCUGUGCUAUGCCUGCAAGGGAGCUCUUCGAGGCUCAUACAUCACAGCCCUGGAUAGAAAGUACCACAUUGAGCACUUCACCUGCUCUGUAUGCCCGACUGUCUUUGGAGCCCAGGAUUCGUACUACGAACACGAAGGCAGCGUGUACUGCCAUUACCACUACUCAACGAAAUUCGCGCAAAGAUGCAAUGGGUGUCAUACAGCCAUACUGAAGCAGUUUGUGGAGAUCUUUCGGAACGGCGUGAAUCAGCACUGGCAUCCUGAAUGCUAUAUGAUCCACAAGUACUGGAAUGUCCGACUCCAUGCAGCUCCACCACGAGGGACCGACGCUGAGGAGGAGAGAAAAGCGUUAGAGCAAGCAGGCAAAGAUAGGGAUGCGAGUGAGGAGGAGCGGAGAGUGGUUCGGACUGAGGAAGAGGCGGUCGAGUACAAAGUCCACUGGAUAUGGCAUACACUCUCGACCUUUGAAGAGCGUUCCGCGACCUGCAUCUCGGACAUGCUAUUGCACGUUAGUAAUGGUGCAUACAUGGACGGUGUGAUGGCUGCGAAGAAGUUCAUCACUCAUGUUGACCUCUUAUUUGCCGCUGCAGAUGAUCUGGAUCAUCGACUGCAGACGAUUGUGCAUCCUGGAUUGAGCUAUAGUCGGGAGGCCAAGCUGUUGUGCAAAAAAGUGGUCGCCUUCUUUCAACUGCUCGCCGAGAACCAAGACAACGGUGUUCGACGUCUAGGGGUCACGCAGGAACUGCUGUCACUGGUGACAGGGCUUGCGCACUACCUGAAGCUCAUGAUCCGUAUUUGUCUGUCGGGAGCGUUGAAGUUGGAAAGAGAGACCACCAGCUCCGAGGGCCUUGAAUGUUUCCUCGAAGACAUCAGCAAACUGGACGAACGGCUGGAAGCCGACUCCCACCGCGAUUCGCGGGCGGAUGCCGAGCUCUACGUCGACAAAAGCGCCGACACAUGUGUUGUCUGCAACAAAGCUGUCGAAGACAAGUGCUUCCGCCGCGAGGAUCGAGUGUUCCACACGCCGUGUGUUUGCUGCUCAAAAUGCGGCAAGGACUACAGCGAUAAUGUUGGCGAGGCAAGAUGGAGCUCGCAAUCUCAGCGAGUGUGGUGUGAGAACCAUGCUCCAGGAGAUGCUCGGGCAGGAGGAUUCACGCCAGUCACAAGGCUCCAGCAAUAUGUACACCUUCUGCGUGUAGCUCAUGCGCGGCUCCUUGCCACGCUCCGCACAAGCGGCGCGUUGCCUCAUACCAGCGAUGAUCCCAACCUUCUGGGCUACGACUCGCGAGAUGGCAACAGUAGUUCGACCGAGAACCCCGGACUCUUGCGAUCGAGUACACGAUCAAGGUCGUACGCAGGCAGAACUCCGGCGCCCAGAAACCAGGCCUACGAAGAUUCAAUGGAGGAUACCAUGGGCGACAUUCGACGCUUACGAAGUACGAGAAUGGAUAAGCACCUUUCUAACGCAACUCGAAAAGCGCGAACGUCAAGGAUCAUCGAUGGACCCGAAGGCAUGCGUCCUGGCUCUGCUGAUGGCGGAGACGGCCGGAGAAGAACUGGCACUUUCCAGAUUGUGGAAGAUCGCGAAGGGCCUGAUUCAGUCUCUCAGCUGACAUUCGGCAACCAAGACGCCAUGACCUUGGAUGACAUUCCGAGAAUAGUGCAGGCUCAGCAGACCCGAGAACAAAGGCCGAAUGCAACGAGAUAUGCUAGGUCGCCGAUGAUACCACAGGAGCCCCUUCCGAGACUGGUCAACGGCCACACUCGCGAUUAUUCGAGCGAUGCCAUGGCAGACAAGAUGGAAAGCAGACCACCUGGGACCAAGAAAUACUUCUCCGAACUCACGGCUUUGGAAUACUUCAUCGUACGGCAUGUUGCAGUGCUAUCGAUGGAGCAACUCGUCGAAGGCCACUUCAACCAGGAGGAGCUAUUAGACCUGAUAGAAACAAAACGCCCAACGUUCUGGAGUAAAUUUGGAAAGGCUUUCCAGGGCAAGGAGAAGAAGCCCAAAGGGCCGAAGAACGCCAUAUUCGGCGUGCCACUGGAAUUGCUGCUCGAUCGCGACUACGAAGAAAGCACAGAUGGCGUAGGACCUGGCUCUCUCAAAGUUCCCUCACUCGUCCAGGAGUGUAUCAGCGCCAUGAAGACCAUGGACAUGUCUGUAGAGGGCGUGUUCCGAAAGAACGGCAACAUCAAGCGGCUGAACGAUGCAAAGGAAGACAUCGAUUCCAAGGGUUCUGUCGAUCUCGACCUCACGAGAGAAAACCCUGUGCAAGUGGCUGCUUUGCUCAAGAAGUUCUUGCGCGAGCUACCUGACCCACUGCUGACGCAUAAGCUGCACAAGUUGUGGAUAACGUCGCAGAGGAUUGACGACAGCGAGAGGAGAAGACGGGUUCUUCAUCUCACCUGCUGCUUACUACCAAAGGCACACCGAGACACCAUGGAAGUGCUCUUCACGUUCAUGAACUGGGUGUCCAGCUUCAGUCAUGUUGAUGAAGAGAGUGGAAGCAAGAUGGACACACACAACCUGGCCACCGUGAUCACACCCAAUGUGCUGCACUCAGGCAAGGACACUGUCCCUGUCGACGACAGCUUCUUGGCCAUUGAGGCCGUGCACAGCUUGAUAGAGUGCAACGAGAGCAUGUGCGAAGUACCUGAAGAUCUCGCCAUGAUCCUCAACGACUCCUCCCUCUUCAGUAACAGCGCCGACAUCACGACCAAAGAAAUCCUCAAACGCUACGGCGACCGCGCUAAAGCGCCGACCGCCAACACAUCCUCCGGCACCCCCAACAUCGUCGUCAACGGCACCUCUUCCCCACAAGCCUCCGCUCCUGUCGUCACCCGCGUCGACACCGAUCCACACCAGCAAAAUGCCUGGCAAAACGAGAGUUCAGUACGACACGUCGCCGGCGAUGCGAUGACGCCGCCGAAUUUACCGUAUGGAAAUCCCAAUGGGAGUACAGAGAGCCACGGGAGUCCAAGUCGGGGUGACAGAUCGAGUAUGAGGAGUGGAGGUGGCAGUGGCUUUGACAAUAAACAGCAGCGAUCCAUGGCGCUGGCGUAG